AUGACUGCAUGGGAUCCUCAUGUAUAUGAUGAGUGGAUUCCAUUUAAGAAGACGAAAUAUCCACCAACUCCUGAAACAUUGGAAACAAAGUGUGGAAAAAAAUGUUUCACUACGAUCGGCUAUUAUGAGAAUGAGCCUAAUCAAUCAGACAAAGGAAGGCUCUUUACAUACUGUGCCGAAUGUAGUGAAACAUUAGUUCAAGGGCAGUUCGUGCGA
Molecule: messenger RNA, 216 nt
Organism: Trichomonas vaginalis G3
Lineage: Eukaryota; Parabasalia; Trichomonadida; Trichomonadidae
Exons: 1
Source: RefSeq, a predicted model, not a curated record